GUCAUGUUCAAGUAUGGCUGCCAAAAGUAACGACUUGGAAUGAAGAGCCUGAUAUUUACCAAAUAACUAGCUUGUAAGGAAUAUCUAGAUGUCUAGACAUAAGAUUUUAUAGAAAAAAUGGUGUCUGCUAUCAUAUCACGCGUAGUUAUUCUGGUGUUUGGCACACUAUACCCAGCCUACGCCUCCUACAAGGCAGUCAAGACAAAGAAUGUCAAAGAAUAUGUAAAAUGGAUGAUGUACUGGAUCGUAUUUGCCUUAUUCACAUGUGCAGAAACCUUCACUGAUAUUUUUGUUUCAUGGGUGCCAUUCUACUAUGAGGUCAAAGUAAUUUUUGUAAUAUGGCUCUUGUCUCCCGCAACUAAAGGCUCAAGUAUUCUCUACAGAAAAUUUGUUCACCCUCAGCUUAUGAAAAGAGAAAAAGAGAUAGAUGCCUACAUAGCUAAAGCCAGCGACAAGGGAUAUACUGCUAUAUUAAAGAUGGGGUCUUCAGGGUUCAACUAUGCAACUAAUAUAGUCCUUCAGACAGCUAUGAAAGGGCAAACUAAACUAGUGGAUCAACUUCGUAAAAGUUACAGUAUGAAUGACAUUGCAGUAGAGCAAGCUCAAAAUAGAAACAACAGCAAUCAAAAUCCUGAUGAGGAUGAGAUGGAUGGAGAUGCCGAGCGUGCACGUCUUUUAGAGGACAACAGAAUCAUUGAGGAGCGAUUUCAACGAAGACAAUUGUUGCAACAUAAACGAUUGUCACAACAAAAAUUCGAAGAUGACCUCAUUCCAGAGGAGGAGGAAGAAUAUUAUAACAAUGAUGAGAAUGAGUCUCGUCUGCAGCGAACAUCAUCGCUCAAAGAAACAGGGACUCAAGAGGAGCCAGAUGGUUAUGUCAGUAGAGUAGAAACCCGUCAAUCCAAGCGUACAACAUACAGUCACAAAGAGUUGAGGAGAGAUUACCCUUAGGCAUACCACUACGGCACACUCCCUCGCACCCGGGGCAAGAAAUCCACUCGGACAUCAGUCAAAACAGUCAACUUUGAUGAAGAUGAAGCAAUGCAACAAUAGUAUCUCCUCUAUUCUCAUCACUCGAUGGAAAUUUCCAUCCUUCAUGGAAUUUUCCAUCCUUUUCAAUGGAAUUUUCCAUAAACAAACAAGAGCAGCAUUGAAAACUUUCGGGCAUCUAUGUACAUGAAAUGGUGAAAAUUGUCUUCCAAGUGUAUGGAAGUUUUCAGUACAUGUUGAAACAAAGGAAAUUCCUAUUCGUGUUUCAAGUUGAUGGAUAUUUACAUCAUUGUCUUGAUGGAUAAAUAUACAACAAAAUGUACACUAGUGUUUUGAGAGAAUUUGGCACAAUUAAGAUCUGAAAUAUACUCAAUGAUCACUUCACCUCAUUGACUCAUCAUUCGGGAUGGAUAUGAACUGACAUUGUGA
Owenia fusiformis is the source of this 1419-nucleotide messenger RNA. Lineage: Eukaryota; Metazoa; Annelida; Polychaeta; Sabellida; Oweniidae. The record is from the annotation of a GenBank genome assembly.